Molecule: messenger RNA, 4482 nt
Organism: Carlito syrichta (Philippine tarsier)
Lineage: Eukaryota; Metazoa; Chordata; Mammalia; Primates; Tarsiidae
Gene: LRRC55
Product: leucine rich repeat containing 55
Exons: 2
Cellular component (GO): voltage-gated potassium channel complex
Molecular function (GO): voltage-gated potassium channel activity; potassium channel activator activity; transmembrane transporter binding
Source: RefSeq, a predicted model, not a curated record
CACGUGCUGAGAAACCCCUCCUUAGUGGGCUCUGGCCCCCAAUGUAGCUGCCUUCCUGUGCCACCAACUCUCAGUUCCAUGGACAGAGUCCCAAUGGGCUCCCUUCAGCACUGCUGUGGCCAGCUGCCUAAGAUGGGUGACACCUGGGCCCAGCUUCCCUGGCCCGGGCCCCCCCACCCAACUAUGCUGCUGGUCUCCCUCCUCUUGGCUGCUGGGGUGAUGCACUCGGAUGCUGGCACCAGCUGCCCGGUCCUUUGCACAUGCCGUAACCAGGUGGUGGACUGCAGCGGCCAGCGGCUCUUCUCGGUGCCGCCGGACCUGCCAAUGGACACCCGCAACCUCAGCCUGGCCCACAACCGCAUCGCUGCUGUGCCGCCUGGCUACCUCACAUGCUAUGUGGAACUCAGGGCACUGAACCUGCGUAAUAACUCCCUGAUGGAGCUGCCCGCCGGCCUCUUCCUCCACGCCAAGCGCUUGGCACACCUGGACCUGAGCUACAACAACCUCAGCCACGUGCCGGCCGACAUGUUCCAGCAGGCCCACGGGCUGGUGCACAUCGACCUGAGCCACAACCCCUGGCUGCGGAGGGUGCACCCCCAGGCUUUCCAGGGCCUCGUGCAACUCCGAGACCUAGACCUCAGCUAUGGGGGCCUGGCCUUCCUCAGCCUCGAGGCCCUGGAGGGCCUGCCGGGGCUGGUGACCCUGCAGAUCGGCGGCAACCCUUGGGUGUGCGGAUGCACCAUGGAGCCCCUGCUGAAAUGGCUGCGGAACCGGAUCCAGCGUUGCACAGCGGAUUCUCAGCUGGCUGAGUGCCGGGGCCCCCCUGAAGUCGAGGGUGCACCACUCUUCUCACUCACCGAGGAGAGCUUCAAGGCCUGCCACCUGACCCUGACCCUGGAUGAUUACCUCUUCAUCGCGUUCGUGGGUUUCGUGGUCUCCAUCGCCUCCGUGGCCACCAACUUCCUCCUGGGUAUCACAGCCAACUGCUGCCACCGUUGGAGCAAGGCCAGCGAAGAGGAAGAGAUCUGAUGUGGGUGCCUCUCAUCCCUCCAUGCUGCCACUGCUGCUGCCCGCCGGACACUCUCUGACCGCUCACUCUGGUUCCACAGUGCCCUGGCCGCCUCAGUGAUGGCAGGAACAAGGUCAGGAAAUCAUCUUCACAUGAGCAUCUGCCUUGGGCCAGGCACUAUGCCAGGACCCAGGAGCAGCAGACGAAUCAGCCAGUCCCUACCCCCAGAGCACUUACCUCUGACAGAGGAGAGAGAUCCCAAAUCUUUUCCCCUUAAGACGAUUUGUCAGGACUCUGAGCACAUAGUUAUGGAAGGCCAGAGAAGAAGCCGUCAGCUGGGUCCCACCAAGUCCAAGAAAAUUGCAAGAAUGAAGUGAUCUGUGAGCGAGGUCAUCAAGAAAUUGUCAAGUAUACAAAGAAGGGCAUCACAAAUAACAAAGCCCAGAAUGUACGUUGUGUGCUGUGUUGAGACAAGUGAACAGUCCCUGGUCACUUAAGUGUCCAGAAAGGGUGUGGCACAGAACCAAAACUUUCCCUCCAACACCCAAAUUGUCAGCUCUCAGCACUGCCAGCCACUGCCUCCUGGGAGUGAGAAUGCCCCCAUGCUUCCACCAGCAGCAAGUAGGUGAGACCACCUUCCAGUGACUGCCCCCCAUACGACAUCACCAAUUGCCACCUGCUGGUGAGGUCCCAGGCAGCAGGUUGAAGACGGGUACCUUCAAUGCUCUUUCUCCUCCCUCUCACUCCAACUUUGGCUUUGGAAGAAACAGGAGACCUGGCAACUGGGGUAGUGAGAGUCCUGGUCCCUGGGACCCCCGUCACGUGGCCGUUCUUGCCAGAGUGCUCACGCCGAGGGACCUCAUCAGGAAAGCGCACUGUGUGGGCCACAGACCCAUAGCCUGGCAGUACCCGGGGCUGAAGGAGGACAAAGCCAGCACAGUCAUGACCGUAGGAGGGUUUGCAUUUUCUUUUUUCUUUUCCACAACCCACCCACUUAAGCACAAGGGUGAGAGAGCUGUUAAUUGCUGGACCCUCACCAGUGCCGGACACUGUGAUAAGCUCUCUCCACAGACAAUUCCCUUUUGCACACAUAACCAUCUUUUGAGGCGAACAUCGUUGUUCCCAUUUUACAGAUGAGUCGAUUAAGACUCAGAGAGGUUAAAGGCAUAGGCCACUUGAUGAGCAAGAUAAAGUCUGUGUUCUUUCCACUGUUCCCUCCAAGCUGGGGGAACAUCAAAAUUCCCUCUAAAGUUACAUAAAUUCAAAUUCAAGUUGUGCUAACAAAGUUGGGGCCAGACACUGCUCUGGGCACUUUUAUAUCUAUUGACUCGUCUAUUUCAUUUCUCAUAGCAACACUACCUGGCGGCUUUUAUUCUCCCCAUUUUUCAGGUGAAUUAAUAGUAGAGAGUUGAGGGACUUGCCCAAGUUUGUCUGGAUAAAACCUAGAAGGAAGGCGAUAGACAGCUCCAUUCAGGGAAACGGCGUCUAAUCGGUCAGCCAAAAAUCAAGUAACCUUAUGAGCAAAGCACAAUUAUCACCAUCGUUGACAUCACCUCCAUCUUCAACGUCAGUUUCGUCAGCGCAUCAUCUUCGCUGUGUUGGUUCAGCACUGGAUAGUUAACGAAUGCUUUUGCAUCCUCCUCUGUGACUUUUCACAGCCCUGUGCAGGCGACAAACCAAACAUCAGUAAUCCUGGUUUACAGAUGAGAAAGCAGAGAUUGCAUAUGACUUGCCUGCUUGGGAUUCGACUCCGACACAGUUUUCUUUCCAGUGUUUUUCCACGUGCUUGGGGAAAACAAGCCUCGGAGGGCUGGACUGCGGGGCCCUAGAAUUCAGCAGCCAUGAUCAUGCUAGAAGAUCCACUAAGUAAAACACAGCACAAUCCAGCCACUGUACAGAUUUAGCUACGCUCACGGUAGGCAGGGAAAAUCACAGCCUCUGUAUGGCUGACAUCUGAAUGGGAGACACCUGCUUUACGAUGUGUAAAUAAAGCAUUGGAGCUCAUGGCCAUCAUGGCAGUCCUGUGAAAAAAUAAGCAGAAAAGGAAGCUGAGUUAACCACUCCUACUCAAGCCCUGCUGUGCUGUGUUCCAAGAGAUAACAAGAGUCCAAGAAAGCCACAGUGAGAGCCUCUGCAGUUUAGGGAGAGAACAUCAGGCAUACUGGCAAGGCUGGUUCAGAGGAGAAUUCAAAAGAUGCUUUCUGCCUUGCCCCCAGCACCAGCCGCAGUUCCUUGCCCCAUCCUCCUGGCAAGCCUGAAAGGAAGGAAGGAGGAUAACACAUCGUCUUCCAAGAAGUAAGUCAUCCUUCACUCAUCCUUUCCUGAGCUAGUCAACCAAAAGAGUCUUCAGAAACUUUGCUAGUCCUGAGGUACUUGAACCUGUGUCCCCAAAUCUUGCUUACAGCAUCUGCACCAGAGCCCUGCCCCUGUGACAACCGAAGCAGAACUGUGCCCUGCUCUCUUCUUUCACUAUGACCAAGGAUGGCAGACAGGCUGUUCUCACCAGUCCAGCUGACAACCUAAAUACUUGGAGAGGAACUUUUAGAAAUAAUAAUCCUGACAAAAUAGGUAAGCUCCCCAUAAAGGAAUACCAUAUACAUCUAUAAUAAUCUCCUAGGGACUCUUGUUUGCUGAAAUAUAGCUAAUAUAUUUUAAGGUAUGUACUUUAUUUUUUGCAUAGAGCUAGAAUCAGACAAGACACCAAAUUCCGCUUGAGAUCAAAUGUCUUUUCUAGUGGGACAAUUUAGUCUCUACUAAGAGCAAACCUUUCUGAGCAGGAUACAUGACUUUUGAAGGUCAGGUGUUUUUGUAGCUGCUAGAAGGUCCCCAGUUAACAACAGCACAAUAAAGGAGGAAUUCAACUUCCCUACAGUCAAGGAAUUCUCUGCUUCUCCCAACACCACCACCGUCUUGUUUAGGCAAUCAGAAGCAAGUUUCUAGAGGGAAUCUAGCAAUCCAGAUUGGAACUGCUCUUACAGCCCUGGUGACCCCAAAGCCAUGAUGGUGUUCCCACAAGGUUUCAUUCAGUUUGUCCAGACAGGUCAGCAUGCAUGUGAUGGGGUAUCUCUGCAACUGUGUAUCUGUCUGUGAGUUUCCUUAUAUGUUGGUUAACUGCUGACAUGGGGCAGAUCUCUCUGGAAUUGGAUCCAGUUCUCUGACACAGUCCACUCAGCCAUUUGGCUAUUGCAUUGUUUAAUAGAACAACAUGGAAGCCCACCUAGUCCAGGGUGGAAGUGAAAGCUCAGAAAACACAAAAAAGGAAAACUCGGUGGCAGAGGCAUCCUAAGGAGAAUCUGACUUUCCCUCGCUUCCCUCUGUUCCCUCCUGCCCCUCGGAGACUUGUCAUCAUCACAGAAGCUUCCUCCAUGCUGGGCCCAAGGAUAUCCAAGUUUAGCUAACCAAAAGGACUAUGAUGUUCAAGGUUUGGGCCAAAAUAAUUCUUCCUUAGAAAAGCUCCCAUAUCCAAACUACAC